UGCAUCCUCGUCAACUGCACUCAGGCUAUCAGAGAGGGAGAAUUAAAGCCCGUGGAAAAAAGCAGAAUAUAUCACGGGACGAUAACAUACCCAGAUGGAAUGAUACACCGGGAGUCUAUGGAGCAAUCCUACACUGUGGGUAGUCAUGUAUUUCCAGAGCGACAACGGGACUGGAGCGAGGAUGUCUCUUAAUAUAAGACAACAAGGCUCAGCAUCUACAGCCUAAACGCCGAAAAUAUGAGCUCAGGGUGGAAUGGACCCGGCGGAAGACGGUGAAAUUUGUGACUGAGUCCCCUCUUCUGGAUGAGACCUUAUUGCCUAUUUUCACGUUUUUUCGAGCCCAACAAUUCGCUUGUUGCAUGAUACUGUCCCCGGCCUCUAUGCCGCUACUACUCGGCUACGGAGUUGGUCAGGACACGGACAGAUUCAGCAUACCUUUUAUACAAGUAUUGCUUUGCAGCGCUGUGGAAUAAUUUAAAAGCCCACGGGUGCUUGCGUUAUUAGUAAUUAAUCAUUAUCACGUAGCAUGUCAUGAACAUGCAAGCCUAAACUGUAGCUUUGUGCUCGGGUAUUUUCUGUUAUGCGUUAUUUCCAUAAUAACGUUAAUUUUAAAUAUAUGCCUAAAUUAAAAUCCUGGAUGAAACAAUGCUAAAAGCCACGGGAUAUCGCUCGUGUUAGACGCCUCAGGGUUAUACGGGCUAUCGAUACUCAACAAAAUGCAUGCAAACGGGGUAAAGCUCCGCUUGACACCUCUGUUGGAAUGAUAGUUGUUUCGUUCAGCUGCUUUGCCUGUAGAGACUUGCUAUGACAGGCCAGCGAGUACACAUAAAUCCGAGCGCAAGUUGAUGAACUAGACUGGUCGGCCUCCUCAGCGGGAUCAGACAGAAAUUAAGCUCUGCCGUCUCUCAGACAGCGGGAACUAGGAUCAUCUCCCGUCCUUGCGUUGGCAGAACACCACAGCCUGAAACGGAGCACUCCUCUUGGGUAUUUUGUCGGAGAGUACACAGAACUGGUUGUUGAGCAGGGAACAUUUCAUGCCAACGCGAACUGCUGAAGUUUAAAGAGCUUACUCCUUUAAAACUCUGCAUAAACACCUCUCGACAUCUGGGUUGUCUCUAGGUUAAACUGCAAAGUCCAUGUAAUUUAUUCAAGUGGAAAUCCUUUGACAGUUAUGCCUGUUACUGAAAUUCACUAAAUGUCACAAGUGGUGUGAUCUCGCAGAAAGCCUUUCCCAAAGGUUUGAAAGAUGAAGUUUUAAUUCAGUGUCAGAUAUGCAGAGGGGUGUUUUCCUGCUAAACCACCAGAGCAGCUGUUAGUUAGACUGGAUAUCUGAAAGAUGAGACUUGGAUAUUGGCAUACUUGUAGUGUGCCAACACCCUGCCCAGGAGCUGCAGUGCAUUCAGCUUCCUCAGUGUGCAUGUUCUAAACAACUCCGGGUAGACUGCAUAUUCUUUCAUCAAGACAUUCCAUCAAGAUCAAGUCGGUGCCAUCACUGAUGGCACGACAUCAGCUGUCUUCAUGGACCAUGCCACUAAUGUCAUCUCCUGGGAGGCACGAUUUUUUUAGGAUUCCACAACCAAUCAGAUACUUUGCAGUCUAUAUUUAGAUGGAUUUUGUUUUUGUUACCACUUUUUAAACCAACCACAACACACUGCAGUGGAGUACUGUCUGGCUGCAGAGAUGCUGAUUGACGGUGAACCCAAUUACUUGUGCACACACCUCUUUCUGUUCUGCCUAAUCUUAUGAGCAUGUGCAAAGGAAAGAGGAAGCAGGCAUGAGAUUGACAGCACAGACAGGGGAGAUGUGUCGGGAGCAAUGCAGGAGGAAUUAUGAGUGGCACUAUUCAAAACAUGGUACGGAGUGUUAACAUAGAGACUUCUAAGUCUAUAAGGGAGAGAAUUGUAAGCUUCUGCUGAGAGAGAAAUGUAUUUUUCCGUUUCUGAGACCUACUGCUGAACUGGAAUCAGUGCUUGGGGCAUCCAAUUAUAGUUUGGAUUGAGUACUACUUCUCCCACUCACUGUGGGAAAUCCACCUGAGUCUGCAGACUUAGCCACCUGCGAAUUACACUUAUUUUUGAAUAGCUUCACCUUUGAUUUCCUUGUUGUUGCUUUUUUAUUAGAUUUUUUUUUUGUUCAAGCAUCCUCAAAGUUUUGCAGAAGAAAAUUCAUCCCUUUUGAAAUAGAAGGUUCUCAGCAGCAGACUGAAAAUACAAACACAUGUUAAGGGUUACUUUUGUGCUCCAGAAAUCCUCCUAGCUUGCUCACCAAAAUAUGUGUCUGUGAUUGAACACAACUGUGGACCCUUUGUCAGCUUUUUAAGACACAAAGCAAAAACCAAGUCGUCCUAUUAGAGUACAUUCAAAGACUAAUUUCCUAUCGCUGUGGUGAUGGGGAGCUCGGCCUCAUCUCUCACUGCGGAGACAGAGUCGGACCAUGGCUUUCGAAGUACUCCCUACCCCUCAUCACCUCCGAUGGGUUGGCUCAGGAACAGCCACAGUAGUCCGGUGUGGGGCACAACCUUCAUCACACGCCAGCAGCAGCACCCGCUGCCUCACCGAGAGCGGAGCCACUCUCACUCUCCUGGCUCCAUGGCAGCAGCAGUGCGAGGCAGUGAGUGGUCAUGUGGCCGUUGUACCUUCUUAAAUGCCGGUGCAGCACCUCGCUGUUCCAUCUGUGAGGCGCCACGCCAGAAGCCUGACCUCAACCAGAUCCUGCGGCUGAGCAGCACUGAGGAGCAGCGCUGGGCCUGUCCCCGGUGCACCCUCAACAACCCCCAGGGCUCUGGAGCCUGCUCUGUCUGUGGCUUUGGACCAUCCCCUGCCACUCCCACAGCCCCUACCACCACCAUAGCUGCCACUGCCAACGGCUUGCUGCCCCCUCCUACUGAACCUCCAACACCCACUGUCACCCCCACUGUGCUCCUGGAGCCCCGUGGGCAGCACCCACCCAAGGAGGAAGUACUGCGACGGUCAGAAAGCAAUGGAGAGGUGGGCGGUCCAGAGGGACAGCUCUCUGGCUGGGCAUGCCCUCGCUGCACACUCCACAACACACCUGUGGCACUGUCCUGCUCAGCCUGUGGGGGGCCCAGGAAACUGUCUCUGCCUAAAAUCCCUCCAGAGGCACUGGUGGUGCCCGAAGUACGCACGCCUGUGUUGGGGUUUCCUGUGCACACAGCAGGGGCAGCCCCACUCCUUAUUGAUCUAACGGACGACUCCCCGCCUGCCCCUCCCUGUGAGCCCCCAGAACCUCCCCAUGUUCCCUCACAGUCCCUCUCCUCCCCCUUUACCUCUUUCUCAUCCCUCCAGAACAACCCUGUGCCACGCAGCAGGAGAGAGGUGCCCCCUCCAGGGCGCCCACCAAACUCGGGAACCAACGCCCCCAGCCCUACUUCCCCUUCAACAGCCAGUGUCCCACCCCAGCCCGGGCCACAGCGGCCAGCCAAGCCCAAACAUGCCCAACCCCAAGAGCCUUCCUACCCGAGUAAACGCCUUAGUAUCUUAGAGGAGGAGGACCCUCACUCCCACCCACCACCCCCUCACCUCUCUAUUACUUCCUCCGCAGCCCCCACCUGGAAGUGCCCUAGCUGCUCAAAGCCCAACCCAGGAACCUUGUCCAAGUGCGAGGCUUGCCGGUCAUCACGGGCAGGCGCUGACCUCAUUGACCUGGUAGGCUGUGAAGCGGUGCGCUUUACCCCGGCCAGUCCCUCUAGCCCGGACUUCAGCACCUGGGCUUGCUCCAAGUGCACCCUGCGCAACCCCACAGGGGCACCCAAGUGCUCAGCCUGUGGUUCCUCCAAACUGCAUGGCUUCCAGGAGCAGCAGGUGCCACUGCCCCACUGCUGCCCACACUGUGGCCUCCCCUUGGGGCCUGGCACUGCACCAUGCUCCUGUACCUCUUCUUCUUUAUCCUCCUCGGGUCAUAAAACACGGAAACAGGCCCGGGUCUUCCCUUCGUCUUCUUCAGCUACUACUACUUCCACGUCCUCCUCCUCUUCCUCCUCCACCUCAUCUAGCCUUCAGGAGAAGGUGGGUCAAUGGGGUUGCCCAGCAUGUACACUGCUCAAUGACGUCAAGGCCAAGAACUGUGCAGCGUGCCACACACCCCAGCAGUACCUCACACUUCGCAAGGUGGUCAAGCCUCUGAAGAGGAGGGAGAGCAUGCAUGUGGAGGCCCGUCGGCGAAAUGACGAGGGUGAGGCCAAGGAACUCUGGGAGAACAUUGUGAGCUUCUGCCGAGAGAACGUGGUGAACUUUGUGGACGACAGUUUUCCCCCUGGGCCACGCUCCGUGGGUUUCCCCGAGGGUGACAGCGUGCAGCAGCGGAUCAAAAAGUGGCUCCGCCCCCAUGAGAUCAACUGCAGUAACUUCAAAGAUCGGGGUGUCAAGUGGUCGGUCUUCCGCACGCCACGGCCCUCUGACAUCCUGCAAGGCCUUCUGGGGAACUGCUGGUUCCUCAGUGCACUAGCAGUCCUAGCAGAGCGGCCUGAGCUGGUAGAGAGGGUGAUGAUUACCAGGACCAUCUGCCCGGAGGGAGCCUAUCAGGUUCGCUUAUGUAAAGAUGGGACCUGGACCACAGUGCUGGUGGAUGACAUGUUGCCAUGCGACGACUACGGCUACCUGCUCUUUUCCCAGGCCCAGAGGAAGCAGUUGUGGGUGGCAUUGAUUGAGAAGGCCUUGGCCAAGCUCCAUGGCUCCUACUUUGCCCUGCAGGCAGGGCGCGCCAUCGAGGGCUUGGCCACACUGACGGGGGCUCCCUGCGACUCCCUGAUGCUCCAGGUCAGCUCUACCAACCCACGGGAGGAGCCCAUCGACACCGAUCUCAUCUGGGCCAAGAUGCUCAGCUCCAAAGAGGCUGGGUUUCUCAUGGGUGCAUCGUGUGGAGGCGGCAACAUGAAGGUGGACGAUGUUGUUUACGAGUCUCUGGGUCUCCGGCCACGCCACGCGUAUUCCAUCUUGGAUGUACGAGAUGUACAGGGCUACAGGUUGUUGCGGCUGCGUAACCCAUGGGGUCGCUUCUCGUGGAACGGCAGCUGGUCGGACGAGUGGGCUGACUGGCCGCAGCACCUACGUCACGAGCUGAUGGCCCAUGGGAGCAGUGAGGGCGUCUUCUGGAUGGAAUAUACUGAUUUCAUUAAGUACUUUGACUCGGUAGACAUCUGUAAGAUCCACUCAGACUGGCAAGAGGUGAGGCUACAGGGCUGCUUCCCCAGCAAGGCCAGCGGGCCAGUCACUGUCACAGCACUCACUGUACUGGAGAGGACAGCGCUGGAGUUCGCUCUGUUCCAGGAGGGAAGCAGGCGUUCGGACACAGCCGACAGCCACCUGUUAGACCUGUGCAUCAUGGUGUUUCGCGCCUCCUUCGGCAGCGCCAACAAGCUGACACUGGGCCGCCUGUUAGCCCACAGCAAGCGGGCAGUAAAGAAGUUUGUUGGCUGCGACGUAAUGCUGGAGCCUGGAGAGUACGCCGUCGUCUGCUGCGCCUUCAACCACUGGCAGAUGAACGUCAGCGGGACAGGAGGGCCGCCCACACCCAUCUCAAGCCCUACCAGUGGUGCAGCACGGCGGCCAAGCCAGGACUUCCCCGGCUACAUCCUGGCCAUCUACAGCUCCCGCCAGGUGAUGGUGGAGCAGGUGGAGGCCACAGCCACCACGCUGGCCGAUGCCAUCAUCCUCCUGACCGAAAACAAAGGCGAGAGGCACGAGGGCCGUGAGGGCAUGACAUGCUACUACCUGACCCACGGCUGGGCGGGGCUCAUCGUCGUGGUGGAGAACCGCCAUCCCAAGUACUACCUCCACGUCUCCUGCGACUGCACUGACAGCUUCAACGUGGUGUCCACACGCGGCAGCCUCAAGACCAUAGACAGUGUGCCCCCACUCCACAGGCAGGUGUUGGUGGUGCUGUCCCAGCUGGAGGGAAAUGCCGGCUUCUCCAUCACCCACCGCCUGGCUCACCGAAAAGCUGCCCAGGCCUCGCUGGGCGACUGGACCCCCACCAAGGCCACCCACAGCCCCCAGCUCACCCCGGACAUCGAUGGCCUACACCGGCCCAGGCCACUAUGACCACCGCCUUCAUCUCACACAUACGCACAAACUCUAAUAGAAUAAAAUAUGGGGCCAGUGGGAAACAAGAAGCAGGGGCCGGCAGUGUGCAGCCCUGAAAUAUGGAGUGAGAUGUGUGCUUGCGUGUGUGCAUGUGUGUGUGUUUGGAUGAACACACACCUGAAUGUAGAGCAUGAAUGGGCAGAAUUGAUUUGCUCCCCUCCUCUUCCUCCAUCGCUGAAUGCUUCGCAGGCUUCAUCCAGCCCGAGCAUGCCCUGUUCCUUGCCAAGUGGAUGUGCCAUUUAGGGAUUGGAUGAGGGAAGCAGGCCACAUGGCUUGAUCAGGACUUGAAAAAAAUAAAUAAAUUCUUUCACCCAGACCCCCUUACUCCAGUCAUUUGAAGAGGCUUCAGUCCAAACAUUAUGGAAUACUGGAUGUUUUUCCCCAUGUUGACCCUCCUUAAUGCGAGCGCUGUAUGUGGAACGGACACACACUCGGACGUCGACCCAGAGAUUCUCUCUCUCUCCCAUGUUUGGAGACCCUGAGCUUUUCACAGCUCAGGGUGGAGUGCUGUAACUACUGAGCCAAUUUGCCGGCCCACACACCCUUUGAGCCAAUCCCCUGCCUCGAUUAGACACUUGACCCCGCCCUCCCUGCUGCCCUCAAGGCCUGCCCCUCAACCCCUCUAGUAGCUGCACCUGAUCGGAGCUGUUGACUGCUGGUGGACAGCCGACAAAGUCAGAGACAUUAUUAAAGUUUAACCAACCCAGCCCUCAGUAUGGUACUUAAUGAGCCAAACCCAACUUUUACUCACAGUCAUAAUGUUUUUUUUUUUUUUUUUUUUUUUUUUUUUUUUUUUUUACUUAAACAAUACACUUAACAUUUUGUCAGAACUGAUCUUGUUUUUUACACACAUAUUUGUUCAUAUUUGCUGUCCAUAUUUGUACAUGAUCAAGGUCAUACAUCCAUAAGCCAUCAUCUGCACGGUACUGUCUGUCUGUCUCGGUUGUCUCCACUUCUCAUCAUCACCAUGGUGCUGUCUAGCUCUCUCUCAAGCUCAGGACCAAACCCAUGCUCUUGAUUUAUACAGCAAGCUGGACUGAAGAAAGCCUCCAGUUGAUGUUUUGACAGUUGUACGGUGCCUGUAUAGCAAAGUGUGGUGUGAGAGACAGUAGCUGGGAUAUCAUCUUCUUGUAUCUCUCUUGUUUCACCUACGUGUUCUGCUUACUAGCCAGGCUGUGGUGUGGGAGGUGCCAAGUCUGGUUGUCCUGUACAGAGCAGUUGUAGUCUCAACUGGUGAAAGGGGAGUUUGUCUUGUGAAAUGCCCACAUAGCUGCCCACCUUAGUAUUUUCACAAACUUACUUUUAGCUUUUUUUUUAUACAGGAAAAACAACCUCUGUACCUCCCUGUCUCUUUUUCUUCUCUCCCUCUCACUGUCACUCAUUUUCACUCAGUCCCCUUUUGGGGCCGACACGCUGGAGGCAAGUUGUUAUUUGACAAACUUUGUAGUUUACCUCUCAGGCAGACUAGCUUUUUUCAUGCUGUCCAAGAGUGUCAGUUCAUAUCUUAGCACAUAAAUUCAUGCUUAGGGAGCAACUCUCCUACACAGAGUCACUUAACGCUGCAUCCCUCAACCUUGGAUUGUGCAGUGGCUCCCUUGAAUUUGUCUGUAAAUAGACAUCAGCAUAGACAAAAUAAAACAGAACUCUUGGGUACUGUUAAUUCUGUUGUUAAGGUCAAUGGAUAUUUUUCGACUUCUCACGUACUUUAACAAACAAGUUUGCCAGCAUGUCAACUGAGCCUUCACUUUAGACUACUUAGGGAAUGCUGGAGGAGGCACUGGCUGUUUGAACAGUGAGUUUGCCGUAGGGGAGCUCUUAAGAGGAGCUGCCGAGUUUGUUUUGGGAGGUGGGGGAGCGUUUUUGUUUGUUUGGGCGCAUCACAAGCAUCUGGACCGUCCUCCCACAAGGAUACGCCAACAGCACAUUAGAG
This is a messenger RNA of Myripristis murdjan (pinecone soldierfish), 8031 nucleotides long. RefSeq names its product calpain 15 (gene capn15). Gene Ontology annotation, cellular component: cytoplasm. Gene Ontology annotation, molecular function: calcium-dependent cysteine-type endopeptidase activity. The transcript is spliced from 12 exons. Lineage: Eukaryota; Metazoa; Chordata; Actinopteri; Holocentriformes; Holocentridae. Gene Ontology annotation, biological process: proteolysis. The record is from RefSeq and is a predicted model, not a curated record. The coding region runs from base 2388 to 6059 and encodes 1223 amino acids.